AAAUGGCGGACGACAUGUCAACGAAGUUGUUAGUGAGACAUUUGCCCUCUCAGCUUGGUGUGCACGAGAAAACGGAUUUACUAAAACAUUUCGGAGCUAAAGAAGUAAUAUGUAUGGAAAGGAGAGGAAAACUGAGAGAUGCUGCUUUUGCUGAGUUUUCCACCCAGGCACAAGCUGCUCAGGCUAUUUCUCAGUUACACCAGUCUGAGGUUCUUGGCAGCCGAUUGACAGUAGAGUAUGCUAAACCUCAUCAUGAACACCUUGCAGCUCAACAGUGUAGCAGGGUCUCCCCUUCAAUAGCACUGGAUGAAAACAAAAACGAUGACAAAGAAACAAGAAAAUUGGAGACAGAACAAGCUGGUAGCAAAGUUAAAGUGAAGUCUGGUGACACACAAGGCAUGGCACCAAGUUUAGGAAUUAAGUACAAUUGCAACCCAAGUCUUCACUAUGUCUACCCUCCAGUAAACACUGCAAUUCUCACCAACAUCGCCCACACAUUGGCAUGUGUUCCAAAAUUUUAUGUCCAGGUUUUGCAUCUGAUGAACAAAAUGAAUCUUCCUGCUCCAUUUGGACAAAUUACCCCCACCCCACCCUUUUUAGGUGAAGUACCAGAAGCACCGCAGGUGGCUUCAUCAGAUGACGACAGAUCUAUGUCCAGCGACGAGUCCGAGUUAGAGAGCGAUGAAGAAGAAAGGGAGAAAAGAGCGAAAGAAAGGGCUGAACAUGCCCAAAGAAUGUCUGCUUCCAAACCAGGCAAAAGUGCUCAGAAAAGACCCAAAGUAAACCUUCCAACAUCAAAACCACCAGCCAAGAAAGUCAAGGCAAGUUCUUCAACCAAACAAAUACCUGUAGAGAAAGCAUUUGAACAGCCUUCCGGCCAACCAAAGAGGAUUGAGUUCAAGCUCAUAGAGGCCAUCUCAAAUAUAUUUGAAUCUGCAGCAUAUACUGAGGCUACAGCUGUUGCGCCUCCAGAGGCAGAAGGGUUUGGUAGAUUUGAGCCUCCAGCGGAUCUUGAAGAUGACAAGGAUGAACUUGAAGAAGAAGAAGAGGAAGAGGAGUCUGUUUCUGAGGAAAGUAGCGAAUUUAUCUCAUCCGCCGAACUGCGCAGAAACAGAAUAAGUACCAAAGAAAUGCCGGAGAUUUCUGCUUUCAAGAAUUAUACACCCGGAGAUCCGACAUGCAGGCUUUACAUUAAAAAUCUGGCAAAAACAGUCGAAGAGAAGGAUCUCAAGUACAUUUUUGGUCGAUACAUAGAUAUCAAUCUGGAAGAAGAGAGAGACAGAUUUGACAUCCGGCUGAUGAAAGAAGGUCGCAUGAAGGGCCAAGCUUUUGUUACAUUACCGAGUGAAGAGAAGGCAAAAAAGGCUCUCAGAGAUGCACACGGUUACAUCCUGCAGGGGAAACCCAUGGUUAUCCAAUUCGCACGAUCAGCGAAAGCAAAGGACUGAGGACGUAUUCGCGGCAAGUUCGAGAAGUUAAGCAGUCACAGAACCCAAACGCAACGUAGUAGGAGCUGGACGUAGUGAUAAUCGCCAAAUGUCACAAAAGGAAGUAAGGUUUUGCUGUUACACGAUUCGUCCCUUCAGUACUACGCCGUGCAAAAUAGCGCGUGAUCAACAUAAGUGUAGACUCGGACGAGUUUGGUCUGGUACCAAGAUCCCUCAGGGCCGAGAGGUGGUUCGCACAGGUAUGGUCUUGGCUCUCUAUCAGGAUGACCUGGAGAACGGACUUGAUGAAAGCAAAUGGCGCACCUUGAGAAAUCUUGCACUGGUAUUACGUCUUUGUUUGUUCUCUCAAUUCUACAUCUGCAAGGGCGCGCGGCAUUUAAUUCGUAAAAUUUCAUUUUGGUGACGUAAUGGUGGAGAGAGAGUUAUUUGUUGUUAGUGGUUGGUUGAGGCUUCAACCAAUCAGAGACAAGUAUCGAAAUUCAGCGCGUCAUUAGUGUAAUACAUGACAGGAAGAGCUUGAUGUUCAACUAUUAUUUUUAUUUACUAAUAUAUAUCAAUCAACAAGGGUUUGGAUUUGAAUUUCAUAAAUAAAUAAAACAAAUCCCACAUUCCUGUGGGAUCACUCAUACUGAGCUAUGAUCAUUUUAGAAUACAACUAUCUCUUUACUACAAAGUGUGUAUCUAUCAAUUUCUGCUAGUGUUUUGGCGCGUUGUUUAGUCUGUUCACCAGCUCUCCGCGGCCCUGUAUCUUGUUUCUCUCCAACUAACGAAGUACUCGAAGACUGGCCAGAAUCCAACAAAGUCACGGAGACCUGGGUUUUGAGCUUCUGUGUCGAGGCUUGGUUACUGUGUUGUCUGUUGUUAGUUUCCAGGUCCUGUUUCUGUUUCACGUACUGAGUUGCUUUGCCGAGAAAUAUAAUGCUGUUUAACACUUUCACUGACAUAAGGCUGUCAAU
This is a messenger RNA of Pocillopora verrucosa, 2404 nucleotides long. Its product is annotated as RNA-binding region-containing protein 3. Gene Ontology annotation, biological process: mRNA splicing, via spliceosome. Gene Ontology annotation, molecular function: pre-mRNA intronic binding; protein binding; U12 snRNA binding. NCBI's taxonomy places the organism in Eukaryota, Metazoa, Cnidaria, Anthozoa, Scleractinia, Pocilloporidae. The record is from RefSeq and is a predicted model, not a curated record. Gene Ontology annotation, cellular component: U12-type spliceosomal complex.